Molecule: messenger RNA, 237 nt
Organism: Vairimorpha ceranae
Lineage: Eukaryota; Fungi; Microsporidia; Nosematidae
Exons: 1
Coding region: 1-237 (78 amino acids)
Source: RefSeq, a predicted model, not a curated record
AUGGGCAGAAAAACUAGAAAAAAGAGAAGUCAUCUUAGUAAUGAUCCUCUACUAAUUUUGAAAUGUUUAACAGACAAAAUUUCGUCUAAUAAGUUAAAUACUAGUGCAAAAACAGAACUUUAUAAAAUGUAUAUUUUUACAGUUUUACAACUGGCAGAUGAUAAAAUAUCAGGAUAUAUAUCUCCAUUAACAGAAGAACUUAUUAAAAGACUGGGUUUGUAUUUUAAUAAAAUGUGA